AGGAGCCACGAACGCAACCGGUUCCCCCCACGAACCGCGCAACUUCCCGGCGAUUCCAACGGUCACUCCCUCCACGACGCCCGAGCUCGCUCGCCCGCUCGGAAAAUGACCGAUUCGCCAUCCGAGCCCGCGCCCUAUAAAGGCCGCGAGAUCCCGAUCGAGAUCGAGAUCGUGAGCGACGACGAGAUGGCGCUUCUCGAGACCGCCUUGACCACCGCCGCCGCCCGCGUUUCCCUCGCCGGAAAAGCCCUGCUCCCUCCCGUGUUUCAGAGAAGCGCCAGGUCCAUCGGGUCCGUCGCGGCCCUCUCCAAGAGGAGGCCGCCGGGUUGCUCCGAACCCGACCUCGAGGACUUCGGGAACCGCGACGGAGCUCCGGCGGCGAAGGAUGGGAACGCAGCGGCGCCGGCGUUCUUGGACCGGUUCAGGAGGAAGAAGGGCUUGUCCGUCACGGAUAUUACCGGCGCGGAGUGGUGUGAAAAGCAGAUGGAGUUUGUUCUCCUUUCGGGGAAGAGGAAAACGACGAAAGCUAUGAAAGCAGGCAGUGCUCGCCAUGAGAAGCUUGAACAAGAGUUUGUUCAAAAAGUUAAGGUACGCAUAAAAUCAAAGGAAGAUGGUUGCGCUACAAGGUUCCUGAACUUUAUAACAGGUGCUCAUCAGUUGUUGUUCGAGGGGUUUACUCGUGAAUUGCCAAUAACGUGCUUUUUAGAAGAUGCUUGGGUAAAGGGAGUGAUUGAUGAGGUUCGAAUGCCUGUCAAUGGAACUGAGAGAAACCCAAUACUGGUGGACAUCAAAACUCGCGUCCGAAAUUCACUUCCAUCUGAACCGCAAAGAAGAAAUGGAAGGUUUCAGUUGAUGUGCUACAAGCAUAUGUGGGAUAAAUCAGUGGGCGAAAACUUCCCCACUAAACAAUUCUUUGAUUAUUAUAAUUUGAAUCCUUAUCACAUUUUAUCUGAAGAUAUCAGGGAUAUUGCUGCUAAUGCAGGUCUUCCUGCAGAGAACCUUAAUGAGAUACUGAGAUACUACACGAACACAUGUUCAAUGCUACCCAAGGCUAAUGAUCAGCUGAUACUUAGCUCUCGAUGCAACUGGAGUUCCCUUAAUCGGCAUUAUCAUUUUUUUCCCACACAUGGCAAAGACUCUUAUGUGACUUAUACGAAGCAGGACUCGUCUCGAGUUCUUGCGUGGUGAACGGGAAGCAACAUACACUCCCAAGCAGGAGCGGUGGAAAUGCAGCUUCUGUGAAUUUGCUUCAGUGUGUCCCGCGAGGGCCAUCGAUGCAGCGACUUCUGGAUCUGCAGAUUUCCAUCAGGGCAGUACAUACAGUUGAAGAGGAAUAUAGUUCUGUUGUGCCAUGUCCCCUACAGAGAAGCUGCCUUUUUCGAGCUUCUUUGUUCCAUGCCUGCUUGCUGGAUUCAGUCUUGAAGUCGCCUUCUGGGCUUUGUUUAUUUAGCAAUUACUUGUAUUUAUCGUGUAAUGAUCAGUUAAUUGUUGUUGUUCAUUUUUUUUAAAUUCGUUUAUUGAUUAGUAGUUUUUUUCAAGAUACUGAGGUUAUUUAUUGCCCUUUAUCGGUCCAAUGUGUAUGGUUAGAAUCGAAAUUGAGAAAAUGUUUACUUUUUCAA
Eucalyptus grandis is the source of this 1619-nucleotide messenger RNA. RefSeq names its product exonuclease V, chloroplastic. Gene Ontology annotation, molecular function: single-stranded DNA 5'-3' DNA exonuclease activity. The coding region runs from base 106 to 1188 and encodes 360 amino acids. The transcript has 8 exons. Gene Ontology annotation, biological process: interstrand cross-link repair. The record is from RefSeq and is a predicted model, not a curated record. Gene Ontology annotation, cellular component: nucleus. NCBI's taxonomy places the organism in Eukaryota, Viridiplantae, Streptophyta, Magnoliopsida, Myrtales, Myrtaceae.